Molecule: messenger RNA, 761 nt
Organism: Conger conger (European conger)
Lineage: Eukaryota; Metazoa; Chordata; Actinopteri; Anguilliformes; Congridae
Gene: bcl7a
Product: BAF chromatin remodeling complex subunit BCL7A
Exons: 6
Coding region: 106-735 (209 amino acids)
Source: RefSeq, a predicted model, not a curated record
GUAGUUGGCGCAGGCGCGCUCCCUCCUCUCCGUGCUCCACAUUGAGUGUUUGCAUUGUGUCUGAACUGCCGGCGAGCUUUAAAAAAUAUUUUACCAACAGCAGCAAUGUCGGGUAGGUCGGUCCGCGCAGAGACCCGGAGCAGAGCGAAAGAUGACAUCAAGCGGGUUAUGGCAGCUAUCGAGAAAGUACGGAAAUGGGAGAAGAAAUGGGUGACAGUUGGCGACACGUCCCUACGGAUCUACAAGUGGGUCCCGGUAACUGAGCCCAAGACGGACGACAAGAGUAAAAACAAGAAGAAGGGCAAGGAUGACAAGUGCGGGUCAGAGGUCACGACCCCGGAGAACAGCUCCUCCCCUGGGAUGAUGGACAUGCAGGAUGACAACAGUAACCAGAGCUCCAUCGCUGACUCCUCCCCCGUCAAGCAGGAGACCAGUAACAGCGCUAGCCCCGCCCCCGAGGCCACGGGCACCUCCCACAGCGACAGCAGCGAGGCCAAGAGUGACCCGAGCCGGUCGCCCAGCGAAGCCCCGCCCCCGUCCGACAGCAAGAGCGGCAAGAGCCACACCUCCUCGGAGCCCUUGGUGCCCAGUACCGCCAAAAAAGAGCCCAAGUCCUCAGGGGAGAAUGAGCCCCCCUCAGAAGCUGCCAAAUCCUCUCAGGAAUGCGAAGAUGGGGCCCCUCCCAGCAAGAAGGGGAAAUUGGAGUCUUCCUCACAUAACUCUGAGGAGAGUUAAGCGGCCUGCCCAACCGUGCCCCCCCC